UAUGACAGAGUACCAAGAGAUGAACUGUGGUAGUGCAUGCGCAAGUCUGGCGUGGCAGAGAAAUAUGUUAGAAUAGUACAGGACAUGUAUGAGGGCAGCAGAACAGCGGUGAGAUGUGCCGUAGGUAUGUCAGAAGAAUUUAAGGUGGAGCAGGGACUGCAUCAGGGAUCCGCCCCUCCCUGCUUGCGGCAGUAAUGGAUAGGCUGACAGAUGAGCUUUGACUGGAAUCCCCUUGGACUAUGAUGUUCGCAGAUGAUAUUGUGAUCUACACGGAGCAGGCGGAGGAACAAUUAGAAAGAUGGAGGCACGCACUGGAAAGGAGAGGAAUGAAGAUUAGCCAAAGUAAAACAGAAUAUAUGUGCAUGAAUGUGAGGGGCAGAGGAGGAAGAGUGAAGCUCCAGGGAGAAGAGAUAGCGAGUGUGGACUACUUCAAAUACUUGGGGUCAACGAUACAGAGCAAUGGAGAGUGUGGUAAGGAAGUGAAGAAACGGGUCCAAGCGGGAUGGAACAGUUGGCGGAAGGUGUCUGGUGUUCUAUGUGACAGAAGAGUCUCCGCUAAGAUGAAGGGCAAAGUCUAUAAAACAGUGGUGAGGGCGGCCACGAUGUACGGAUUAGAGACGGUGGCACUGAAGAAACAACAGAAAGCAGAACUGGGGGUAGCAGGAAAAAAGACAUUGAGGUUCUCGCUUGGAGUGCACGGGUUGGAUAGAAAUAGAAAUGAGCUCAUUAGAGGGACAGCCAAAGUUGGACGUUUUGGAGACAAGGUUAGAGAGAGCGAACUUUGAUGGUUUGGACAUGUUCAGAGCCGAGAGAGUGAGUAUAUUGGUAGAAGGUGUCACGUCCCAUCGGAACGAGAGGUAGGACCCAAAUGCAGGAACUCUGAAGACGCAAGGUAGUUCAAGAAGAGACACACGUUUAUUGUACGCAGAGGUCGGGGAUCAAGCAGGCAGUCCGGUGCACGGGGAAACAAUGCAGGCAGAAGUGUCAAGGAGUCAGGCUUACAAGGUUGGUCGGGGAUCGAGCAGGCAGUCCGGUGCACGGGGAAACAAUGCAGGCAGAAGUGUCAAGGAGUCAGGCUUACAAGGUUGGUCAGAGAACGGACGGAGGCCGGUACACUCAGGUUCAGUCAGGAGUACGAGAGUGGUGGAACGGGACAUAAAGAUCAACGAACUGGCGCCGGCCAGUCGUCACCGGGUCCUAUAUAUACGGGGGAUGAUCAGGCCGCAUGAGGCACAGGUGUGUGCCUCCCAAUCACCACAGCCGCACAGCUCGCGGUGAAGCGGCAGGAUCAUGACAGAAGGGUGCUGAGGAUGAGGACAGUGGCUGUUAGAGAAGAGGAUACACGAGAUAGGCUAAGAUGGAAAAGGAUGACACGCUGUGGCGACUCCUAACGGGACAAGCCGAAAGGAAAAGAAUGAGAAGACGGUAUAAAAUGGGUAAUAAAAUUUACAGCACUGGUGUCGCAAAAGAUAUAAUUCAAAUUCCAACUACAAAUUACAAGUUUUUGUGUCAGAAGUAAUCCCUCUGGAGUCCAACACACUUUCUCAGUCUUCGCUGCCAUACCUUCAAAUAUACUCCUGGAAAGAUUCUUUCGAGAUCCUCCACAGUUCUGUUGUCAUGGCCAUCUUGAUGUCUUCAAAAAGUGUCCCCUUGAUGACCACCUUGAACUUGGAAAAGUGGGGGGAAAAAAUAACAAGGAGCCAGGUCAGGUUGGAGGUUGUUGUUGUUGCAGCAUCGCAAUGUUUUUCUUGGCCAGGAACUGUCAGAUGCUCAGAGCAUUGCAUUGACAUAGAGAAGAAGAUGUACAACAAAUGUAAUGUUGCCCAAAGUCAAUACUUUAUGUUUUUUGGGACUCCGAUCGAGGAACCUUCCUAGUAGACUUCAUAUUCUAACUUAAAUAUGCCAGAAAAGUUGGACUUGACAAAUAAUUAUAAUUGAGAACUAGUAAAUCAAAUGUUAUAAUAAAGAAUCAAUGUGUAGGAUAUUAACGUUACUAUCCAAAGGCAUCCAAUAUUCUGUUACAAAAAUAGCCUUAAAUUUCAGCAAAAAAUACUGCAACAGUUGUUUUGUGAUGAAAUCACAGAAAAAUCAAAAACUGUUGACCAAUCUGCAUGAUGAACAAUAAUCAUAACCAACAUUAAUUUGAACCAUACAAGAUCACUGACUUGUUUGCCAAUUAGGCAAACCAGUCAGAUGUUAAGAAACUGAUGAUGAAUUGAAGAACAAAAUUUUAGCUUUUGGCAACGAUCUCUUCAUUUGAAGAAAGUGUUUAAAUCUUAUCUAAUCUAAAAUCUAAUCCAACAUUUGUCUGCUUCUUGGGAAACUGACAGUUUUAACAGUCUGAAUCAGUGGUUCUCACCUGUGGUCUUUCUGGGACCCGGUUUUUCAUAUUGCAGAAUUGUGACCUACAUUCAUAAAAGUUGUAUAAAGUUGUUAUUGUUUAGAAAUAGCCCCUGAAAACACAUGUACAGUAUAUUACGUUUAUAAAUGUGUUUUUUGAACAGCCAAAGAUAUAUUGAUAUCCAUAAUGUCUGCCAACCAAAGGCUGAGCUGCAUCGUACUCGUUUACAGAGUAGACUUGGGGUCCUGACCCACCUGCUGAGACUCACUGGUCUGAAUUAUGCUUUAAAUUUGGUGACGUAUGAUUGAAACAUGAUGGGAAGUGUUCUCAUCUGAAGUCUGCCUUUGAGCAAUGCUGGGCCCCCAGGCUGCUAAUGGAUUAAAUGAAAGAGAGGUGCUUGGGAACAAUACAAUGGUCUUUUCUCACUGCGUCUAAUCCUUGUUGGUAUUGCAAGCAGUUUCAUAUGACUCCGCAGAGAAAAGGUGACAAGGGGCCUUGAGAAGAAUUGUUUUACUACAGGCUAGAGAAAAAAGAGAGAUGUCAACUCCUCCACCAACCUCUUGUGAGUGGAUGCUCCUGGUUGAACAGAAGAAUAUAAAUGUUCGGGUAACGAGCAUGGACGCUGAGCUGGAAUUUGCCAUUCUGCCCAGCACGACUGGCAAACAACUUUUUGAUCAGAUAGUGAAAACGAUCGGGCUGAGGGAAACCUGGUUCUUCGGUCUGCAGUACCAGGACAGUAAAGGCUUCUCCACCUGGCUAAAGCUCAACAAAAGGGUGACUGCUCAAGAUGUCAAGAGGGACAAUCCUCUGUUGAUCAAGUUCAGGGCAAGGUUUUACCCCGAGGAUGUUUCAGAAGAACUCAUCCAGGAGGCAACGCAGCGUCUCUUCUUUCUGCAGGUAAAAGAGAGCAUAUUAAAUGACGACAUUUACUGCCCACCCGAGACUGCCGUGCUUCUGGCCUCAUAUGUGGUUCAGGUCAAACUUGGAGACUAUAGGGAAGAUUAUCACGUAGCAGGCUACCUAACAAGAGAGAAGCUGCUUCCCCAGAGGAUUUUAGAGCAACACAAACUGAAUACGAAUCAGUGGGAGGAAAGAAUUCAAGUGUGGCAUCAAGAGCACAAGGGAACGCUAAGGGAGGAUGCCAUGGUGAAGUACUUGAAGAUAGCCCAGGAUCUAGAAAUGUAUGGGGUCAACUAUUUCAGCAUCAAGAACAAGAAAGGAACUGAGCUCUGGUUGGGAGUAGACGCGCUGGGCCUCAACAUUUAUGACAAAAAGGACAAGCUGACCCCAAAGAUUGGCUUCCCCUGGAGUGAGAUCAGAAAUAUUUCCUUCAAUGACAAGAAGUUCGUCAUCAAACCAAUUGACAAGAAAUCUCCGGACUUUGUUUUCUAUGUACCUCGUCUUCGCAUCAACAAACGUAUCCUCGCAUUGUGCAUGGGAAACCACGACUUGUACAUGCGCAGACGCAAACCGGACACCAUCGAAGUACAACAGAUGAAGGCCCAGGCAAGAGAGGAGAAGAACAAGAGGCAGAUAGAGAGGGCUCUGCUUGAGAGUGAGAAAAAAAAGCGUGAAAACGCUGAGAAGGAAACAGAGAAGAUCGCUCGUGAGACAAUGGAGCUGAUGGAGAGAUUGCGACAGAUUGAGGAGCAGACAAAGAGAGCUCAAGAUGAGCUGGAGGAGCAGACUCGCAGGGCGCUCGAGUUAGAGAAAGAGAAGACGCUUGCGCAGGAGGAGGCUGAGAGCCUGGAAAAUGACCACAGGGCUGCCAUGCAGGCGAAAGAAGCCCUGCUACAACAUCCCCAGUCCAACUUGAAGAGUCAGGAGGAGCUGGCCACUGAGCUGGCAGAGCUUACAUCGAAAAUCUCCCAGCUGGAAGAUGCCAAGAAGAAAAAGGAUGAGGAGGCAAUGAGAUGGCAGAAAAGGGCGAUGAUGGUAGAAGCUGAUUUAGAGAGGACCAAAGAAGAGCUGAAAUCAAAAAUAAUGGGAAUCCACAUUCAGGAUUCUGUCCACCCGCACAUGCAUGAUCAUGACGAGACAGAUGAGAGCAGCGCGGAGGCGAGCGCUGAGUUAAUGUCUCCCGGCACAGUACGCGACCGCAGUGAAGAGGAAAGAGUAACAGAGGCACAAAAGAACCAGAGACUGCAGAAAAACUUGAAGUUCCUGAGUACUGAGCUUGCUCGAGCUCUAGACGAGAGCAAAAAGACCCCAAAUGACCUGAUCCAUGCUGAGAAUGUAAAGGCCGGCCGCGACAAAUACAAGACCCUACGUCAGAUCCGUCAGGGUAACACCAAGCAGCGCAUUGAUGAAUUUGAGUCCAUGUGAGAGAAUCUACUGUAGACGGGCUGAAUGAAGCACUAAAUUGGAUCAAAUAUGGAAACGGAGUAGACUUAAUUUAUACCAAUAUUGAAUCUAAGAAUGGAUGAAUAGACUUGAUAUAACAACAAAUAGUAUACUUCUACUGUCCUUUAUUUUCAGUGUUUCAUCUGAGAUAAAUCUAUGAGAAAAUUACAUAAACAUCCAUUUCCCACGUCAUUGGGGUACACUUGCACAAUCUAAUAAGUCAAUACACGAUCUUCAUCAAAUGUAUUUUCCAUUCUCAAAGAUAAUAAUAUGACUUUGUUGACACUAUCAGAGAGGUAUUAAUUUAACAAUUAAUAAUUACUAGAUUAUUAUUGUCAAACUACAAUGUAAGGGGUCAAUUAUAUUUUGUUCCUUAUUUAGCAAAUUUCAGGGCUAGGCCUGCAUUACUACAACAAUAAACAAAUUGUUAAAUAAAUAUUAUUCUGACAGUGCCAAUAAAAACUUCUGUUCUGAAUUUCUGUCACAGCUCUGGUAUUGGAUCUCAUUAGCUUGUGUGGUUCUGUGAUGUAUAAUAUAUCGUCUUUAGUCUUUUCCGGUUUGUUAACUUCUUCUUUUUAUAACCUUAUAAAUGAUUCAACUGCACCCAUGGAAUUUAGGUUUGUCACAUUGUUUU
Molecule: messenger RNA, 5318 nt
Organism: Syngnathoides biaculeatus (alligator pipefish)
Lineage: Eukaryota; Metazoa; Chordata; Actinopteri; Syngnathiformes; Syngnathidae
Product: moesin-like
Exons: 16
Coding region: 2879-4666 (595 amino acids)
Biological process (GO): positive regulation of early endosome to late endosome transport; regulation of organelle assembly; positive regulation of protein localization to early endosome
Cellular component (GO): plasma membrane; adherens junction; apical part of cell
Molecular function (GO): actin binding; cell adhesion molecule binding
Source: RefSeq, a predicted model, not a curated record